UCAACUAUGGGUUGAUUGGGGACGAAGAAAACUUGGUGAAGAUGGUGGCCAUUUCGCUUUACAGAGGGAAUCUCCACAGAGUACCAGACGUGCCUCGUCGAUGGCUCAUGCCAACUCCGAAAAUUUCUCUCAAAGAAUUCAAAUCGCUUCUUGCGCGUCGCUCAAAGGCCCUCUCCCGCCUCCUUGCCGACGGGGCGGUCACCACGACCCUCUCGAUCCCUAACCUUGGCUCUCUAUCUAACGGUCAAAAUGAGGCUCCCGUAAUUGAUAGGCCAUCGAUUGCGAUUCAACCCGAAUCAGAGAAGGUCAGUGAUAAUGGAGCGGGUCAUUCGCGGGAGGGCGAAGAUCACAAGGAACCGGAACCCUGUAAUGGUUCCAUCAAGAAAACAGUUGAUGGGUUUGAUUCGUUAGCUGAUGCUAAGACUGAUGCUGUGGAGAAGGCGUCUGAACCUUGCGACCGCGAUGCGUCUUUAGUAACAAAGCAGACCGAGACGAUCGGAGACAAAGAAGGUAGAUUAAAUGACAAAGAGAAAAGGAAAAAAGAAGUUGAGGAUAAGUUACAAGUUUUGAAUGCAAAGAAACAUAAUCUCGUUAUAGCGUUGAAGCAGAUCUUAAAUGUGGAGGAAGAAUUAAAAAGACGAACUAGUGGGCAAGGGAUUGGCUUGCGCCCUUCUGUUCCAUUUCAGGCUGAUGGAACAAACGAUAGUGGUUCACUGACCAGGCAUAUGACUCCAAGAGUGGGUUCAGAAGCAAAUCUUGGUGGUGGUGAUGUGGAAGGGAGUGAGACUGAUGAUCCUUCAAACCAUACCAUGCACUCUCGUAAUGCGUAUUGGAUGAGUAGCAUUUCACCUUCGGAAUCCCCUCAUAGGAGGACGCCUAGUGUUCAACAAAACAUGGUUUCACAGCCUUCCAGAGCAAGUAUGGGGGUGACUGGAAGUCCAUCACGCUUUGCACUUUCACAUCAAGGCAAUCCCAUGAAUCCAGCUGCAGUUUCGGUCUCUGUGUCAGGCACAGGUUACAUUGCGUCAUCUCCUUCCCCAGCUGCGUCUGGUGGAACUUCUGUUUUCAGAGAUGCUCGCCACCCUAGUCCCUGGAACUGAAAAGCAUUUGUCAUACCAGAAUCCAGACUGGGAUCUAAUUUUCAGAGCUGAGCAAUCUGAGACAGAGCCCAGAGCAUGCCUGUGUCAAUUUCAGAGGCACAAAGGAUUAGAAUCUCUUCUGUUUCUUUUACAAGAUUGACGCAGUCAAUUGUGUAAGGAGAAAUACAACUUGUGUGGAUCUAUAAUUCAAGCGAAUCUUCCAAUCGAAAGACAUCAAUUCCUUUGAAAAGUGAGAUAAUAGGAAUCUCUUGGAAAUAAGAAUUAUUAUUUAUUUAUUAUUGUUCAAUUCUCCUAGUUGGAAGGGCUGCCUGGGAUGGGCAAGUUGAGAAACCCAGGUACAAUCCUUGUCAUACACACACGAGUACGAGUUAAACACUUGACAACAUUAUUGGUUUAUCAAAAAGAAAAAAUCAUUAUUAUACCGUUGA
Molecule: messenger RNA, 1528 nt
Organism: Neltuma alba
Lineage: Eukaryota; Viridiplantae; Streptophyta; Magnoliopsida; Fabales; Fabaceae
Exons: 4
Coding region: 42-1100 (352 amino acids)
Cellular component (GO): chloroplast
Source: RefSeq, a predicted model, not a curated record